This is a messenger RNA of Cloeon dipterum, 1108 nucleotides long. RefSeq names its product brachyurin-like. The record is from RefSeq and is a predicted model, not a curated record. The transcript is spliced from 7 exons. Gene Ontology annotation, molecular function: serine-type endopeptidase activity. Gene Ontology annotation, biological process: proteolysis. NCBI's taxonomy places the organism in Eukaryota, Metazoa, Arthropoda, Insecta, Ephemeroptera, Baetidae. Bases 91 to 1032 code for a protein of 313 amino acids.
ACCAUAAUAAAGAUUACUUUGAAACUAAAAUUUGUGGUUUGUACAGUGUACCGAUUGCGAGAGAGUUUAGCGUCAGGGAAGAGAAUCGAGAUGAAGACCCGGCGGCGUCUGCUGGCGACAUCACCCUGUGUUUUGCUGUUGGCAGCGUUGGCUACUUGUGACCUGCAAGUUGUUUCCAAGGAAGUGCCUCCAAAAGACCCCCCACUAAAUCUUCCAGAAUCAAAAACGAAAUUGGUGCCUGACAAAGGACUGAAGCUCCCUCCUCAGGCUAAGGAUGCCGGCAAAUUGGCCUCGUUCGACCCGCAAAUCGUUGGCGGCAAGGGUGCGUAUCGUGGUCAGUGGCCGUGGCAAGUGUUCGUCACCGUGGACAAAACAUCUCUUUGCGGCGGCUCCCUAAUUUACCCCCAGUGGGUCCUCACUGCUGCACAUUGCGCCGACACGUACACGAAUUUCACCCUGCAAUUGGGCGCCGUGGAUCGCAAUUCGUUUGAAAACGGUAGAGUGACCGUGGGGACGACUCAAAAGUUUGUGCAUCCAAACUAUAACAGAGUGAAUAUCAAUAACGACAUCGCUCUCCUCAAACUACCGGCCCCUUUGUUCCAAACGUCUACUGCUUUUAUUGGUUCUGUGAAGCUUCCAACGGAUCAAAAGAACACAUACGAAGGCCAAAUGGCAACAGCAAGUGGCUGGGGCAAACUAGAUGACUCCUUGUCGAUCACACCAGUGCUGCAGUACGUGAGCAUGCCGGUGAUCAGCAAUUCAAAAUGCGUCAACGUCUUUGGAUCUGCCUACGUUAUCAACUCAAACAUCUGCACCGACACGACUGGCUCCAAGUCGACCUGUCAAGGUGAUAGCGGUGGGCCCUUGGUGCACUUCAACUCAACGACCCGCACGUACACGCUGAUUGGAGUUACGUCCUUUGGUGCGCAGGACAACUGCGGAACAGGAAAAUACCCUGCCGUGUUCACCAGGGUGUCCUCCCAUCUGGCUUGGAUUGCCAGCACCGUUGCCUCGCAAUCGUUUCUUGGUUAAUAAUAAUGACUAAUUUGAGGCGACUUUUAAUUAGAAAAUAUCAGAAUAAAAAAGCUUUGUUAAUUGCAUAUAUCAA